UCUUAUUCAAAUUUAAUCCACAGUUUAAUUUCAUAGUUGUUUACGUUAACGCCACAGCUAGUCACAAAUAAAAAAUAACAUUGACUAUUAACAUUUUGUGAUUAUUCCUCUGAAGAGUUAUUCCUCUUUUAUUGGUGUUUUGAUUGGAGUGUUGAUUUAAUUGUCAAAAUGGAGGCAAUCAAAAAGAAGAUGGCUUUUCUCAAAAUUGAGAAAGACAACGCCAUGGAUCGAGCCGAUGCAGCUGAAGCUUCUUUACGUGAAGCCGACUCUAAAGUUCAAAAGGCUCAAGAGGAAAUUCAAGCCCUAGAAAAGAGAUUAACUCAAAUUCAAGAGGAAUUAUUGUCAGCCACUGACCAUCUUGCUAAGGCCAAUGAAGAUCUUGACAGUAAGGAAAAGGCUCUUCAUGGUGCUGAAAAUGAAUUGGCAACCUUAGCUCGUCGAGUUCAACAGUUGGAGGAAGAAUUGGAAAAAACUGAAGAGAAGACGCGAAAUGUCCAGGUUAAAUUGGAACAAGUUUCUCAAGCUGGAGAUGAAAGUGAGCGACUUCGUAAAAUGUUUGAACAUCGAAAUCAAGUUGAUGCCGAAAGAUUGAAACAAUUAGAGGCUCAGUUGAAAGAAGCAAGAAACGCUGUUGAAGAAGCUGAUAAGAAAUAUGACGAAUUGGCUCGAAAAGUCGCUGAAGUCGAAGAUGAACUUGAAAGAGCCGAAGAAAGAGCUCAAACUGGUGAAAUGAAAAUUUUAGAGUUAGAAGAGGAGUUGAAAGUCGUUGGUAACAAUGUUAAAUCACUGGAAGUCAGUGAGGAAAAGUCCCUUGCUAAACAAGAAGAGUAUGAAGCUCAAAUUCAAGACUUAACAAUGCGACUUCAAGAGGCUGAAUCCAGGGCUGAAUUUGCAGAAAGGUGUGUCCAAAAAUUAUUGAAGGAAGUUGACAGACUUGAAGAUGAACUUUCACAUGAAAAGGAGAAAUAUAAAUCACUUACUGACGAAAUGGAUCAAACUUUUGCUGAAUUAACUGGUUAUUAGGCUCUAGUAGAGGUUAACUUGUUAGAUCAUAUUUCCGAUUUAUGACAAAUACUUCCUUAAGUCGUUAGUCUUGUUGAAUUUUGAUGGCAAACUUCAACAAUAAUUUCUAACAACAUGAUCACAAAUUAUUGGAAUUUUGCCAGAUAACUCAAUAAAAGAGGUUUAUUCACUGUUGAAUUU
Tetranychus urticae (two-spotted spider mite) is the source of this 1203-nucleotide messenger RNA. RefSeq lists its product as uncharacterized. NCBI's taxonomy places the organism in Eukaryota, Metazoa, Arthropoda, Arachnida, Trombidiformes, Tetranychidae. The record is from RefSeq and is a predicted model, not a curated record.